GAUGGCCACUUUUCGACGUCUUGAACCCUGCACAGACGGUUCUUUCAUUGUUUUGCGUGGAGUCGACUUGGUGGUUAUUUAUAUAAUAAAUUAAAUAAUUAAGCCGGGAAUCAUGUCCCUAUUUCAAAUGAAAUGGCUUAGGCGGUUGGUGAGACAGAACACAAAGCCAAUACCAGAGCUGGAGGCUGCCCUGUGGAAGCGUCGCCUGAGUGUGGUGUAUGCACUGCUGGCCUGGAAUGCCUUUGGAUUUGUUUGUUACAUGGCGUUCAGUGGAAAGAGUGAUUGGGCUCACUAUCAUGGAUUGAAAAGCGACGAAGAAAAGGAAGAAUCACAGGCGGUUCAAUUUAGUAAACGCCUAAAUGUUGAAAAGGGGAAAAUUAUACGGUAUUCUGGUUUUAAGAAGGUAGAGGAGCUGGAAUUCGACAAUACAAAAGAUAAAUGAGCCCUUGGUUAUAAAUCGAUGUAGUUUUGUUUCAAUAAAUACGAGGUAUAUUUACCAUAAACGGAAA
Messenger RNA from Musca domestica (house fly), 509 nucleotides. RefSeq lists its product as uncharacterized. NCBI's taxonomy places the organism in Eukaryota, Metazoa, Arthropoda, Insecta, Diptera, Muscidae. Bases 113 to 442 code for a protein of 109 amino acids. The record is from RefSeq and is a predicted model, not a curated record. The transcript has a single exon.